UGACAGUGAUACCAAGGACAAAUUGGGACUGAGCGAACCAUAACACCGAGCAGCGGCGGCGGCGGUAUAGCAAAGCCAUUCGGAGAUAGAGUCGCAGGCGCAGGCCGCAGGUCGUGGUGGAUAGCGCAAGGAGCUCGCCGUGUACGAGGCUAAGCGCAAGCGGUUCAGGUGCACCCUCUCUCGUUAGCGCUCUUCAUCCUUCUCGUCGGCAUCGCAGGUUAUUCAUCCGCUCGCAUCUCCAAGAGCACGGCCUUUACGUCCCCUCUCCGCCCACAGAGGAGAAGAUGCCCGUGCUGGAGUUCGUUGAAAUGCGUAAAUUCUAGAUGGUGUGUGAAGAUAGCAAACUGAUACUAACAUCGCGCGUUAUUCAGUCCUGCAGGUGAUUCUGUUUUGUUUGGGAAUGUUUGACGCAUCAGUCUUAGAGCACUUGUGAUGUUGACAACUAUAGCAAUCUGUCUCGCUGCCUUUUCAGUGCUUUAAAUCAACAAUCUGGUUUCUAUCUUAGUAUCUAAUGUGCAUGUUGUUUAAAUUUGGAGUUGGAGUUUGGGAUGAUUAAUUCAUUUUCUUCUAAACGGAUCAGCUUGUAGUCUAUAGACCCAACGGGCAACAGCUAGUAGUGUAGACUAGUAGCUUUUGCCACUCUUCCUUCUCUAAUCCACCCUAGUGGUGUUAUUUAGUGUUUUUUUUUGAAAAAGAGUGGUGUGAUUUAGCAUUGGCCAUGUGAUUAAGCAAUUCAUUUCAAACCCGGCACACACUUGUACACAUGAGCAGCACUUGGAUUGACAGAUUUAUGGAGUACGUAUACUAAGAUUCCCCUUUUCAGGAACACCAAGAUUUUGAUUGAGAUCUUUUUUAAGUUUCAUUUGUGAAAUAUUAUCUUGUGGGUUGAUAUGAUACCAGCAUGACAGCAUCAAGAUAUGGCCAUCAAAUUUUCAGAACCAGUGAAAUUAUUGUGAUUAUAUUACAUAUUACUGUGUCAGAUUGGCAUUUUCUUGUUCUCUUGGCCUUUUGUCGUUUAUACAGAUUUUUUUUUUGAUUAACAAAACAAGGAUUCACAAAAAGUUUCAGGUAAUGCUGCAUUCCUAAUUGGGGUAUUUGUUUCCACGAGACCACAGUAUGGAUGGUAUUUCCUGAAGGAAAGAGUGUUGCAUCUUCCAUGGUAUAUAUAUGAUACAUCCACAUGGUAACAUUUCUGCAUCUGUCACAUGUUCAGAUUUCGCUCGGUUUCAAGAUUUGGUUGAGCUGGUGCACUGCAUGGCAGUUGCACAUGUCUUUUGCAUUGUGCACUUAUGCCACAUGAAGCAACAUCUCAGAUUCUAUUUUGGACUAACAACAUCUCAGAUUUAUAGUCAUAGUUCUGCAGAGAAACUCUGUUGCCACUUAAUAUUAUUUUCGGAUGAAGAACCUCUCGGAUUUGAAGUCAGAGUUCUGCAGAAGAAACUCUGUUGCCACUUAAUAUUUCGUUUGGAUUCUGUAAAGAGGGCUGGACUGGAGGCACGACUUCAACAUUCGGUUCAGCUGGUGUCCGGAAUGGCAGUUGUGCUUGUGCAUGGCUUUUGCGUUUUGCACUUGUGCCACAUGCAGGAACCUCUCAGAUUAUUUUCGGAUGAAGAACCUCUCGGAUUUGAAGUCAAAGUUCUGCAGAAGAAACUCUGUUGCCACUUAAUAAACGUUUCUCGUGGCAUGAAUGACAUGGUAGAAAGUACUGUAAAGAAGAGGAAGCCAUGGCCUGAAAGUUCGCGGACGCGCGAGAUUCGUUGAAAGACGCAACGGCAGCGGCCACCGCGGACGGGCUCCUGGGACCGGGACGGUAGGAGCCGACGUCGGCGGCGGCGGAAGGAGAGAACGUCUUCUAUAUAUAGCCCACCCAAAACCAUAGACAGUAAACACGCCGAGUAUAUAAUAGCUUGCCGUGUUCGUUUAUUAGUCAUUUAUCUCUGUUUAAUGACCUUUUAAUCCGUUUAAAUGACCAUUUAGCCUGAAUAAAUAUUUAAACAAUAGGUGACCGUUUAGUCCGUUGAAACAUUUAUCGCCGUGUAAAUUGUAAGUGCUUGUCGGUGAACCAAACAGCGUGGCCAACCUCGACGCGCUAGUCGUUCCCUAGUCGUAAUCCUGUAGGUCCCUGUGUAACAAGGAGCGACGAUAUGGAGCUCACAUGAGAUGCCAGUGUUCCAACAGACCAGCAAUUGAACAAGUGAUAUGAAGUUGUCCAGCAAGUUGUUUGGGCCGCUGAUGAACACCUUCCAGUCCGGUUGUUCAGAUACAAGAUGGUAUGGGACGGAUGGGAGUGGACAACUGUAACGCUAUAUGUCUCAAUCUGACGACCCAAUUCAGAUGCCCAUUGAUAUCUCAGUGAAGGAACGUUGGUUCCAAUUUUCAUGUGGUCA
Molecule: messenger RNA, 2387 nt
Organism: Sorghum bicolor (sorghum)
Lineage: Eukaryota; Viridiplantae; Streptophyta; Magnoliopsida; Poales; Poaceae
Exons: 5
Coding region: 1168-1761 (197 amino acids)
Source: RefSeq, a predicted model, not a curated record